CACUCCUUUGGCGGCGGAUUCAAACGUCCGGGCUGGGGUCUCCGGGACCGAAGAAGUGUUCCUGUGGCUGCGUGGUUCCUGCUGUCCGCUCGGGUGUGAAUUUCUGUGCGGUGCCUGGAGGAUCUCGGUAGCUAAAGCGGCUGGUGCCGGAGGAAGAGAAUGGCGCUCUCGACCACAGUCUCCCAGAGAAAGAAGAUAAAACGGAAGGCUCCCCGGGGCUUUCUUAAGCGCGUCUUCAAGCGACAGAAGCCUCACCUUCGUCUAGAGACAAGUGUUGAUUUGCUGGUGCACCUGAAUUGUUUACUGUUUGUUCAUCGUUUAGCAGAAGAGUCCAGGAUGAAUGCUUUUGAGAGUAAGUGUGGAGUCAUUAAAAAGGAGCAUGUACAGGCUGCAGCAAAGGUAAUUCUAAAGAAGAGCAGAGGUUAGAAGUCAAAGAACCAUUUUUGAAAAUUAUAUGAUGUAUUAUUUUAGGUGGUAACAAAUCCUGAAAGCACUUUUUACAUAUCAGCUAAAUUGUGUAUUAAAAUAUUGGCUAGCUGCA
Messenger RNA from Hyaena hyaena (striped hyena), 541 nucleotides. RefSeq names its product centromere protein W (gene CENPW). NCBI's taxonomy places the organism in Eukaryota, Metazoa, Chordata, Mammalia, Carnivora, Hyaenidae. The coding region runs from base 160 to 426 and encodes 88 amino acids. Gene Ontology annotation, cellular component: kinetochore; nucleoplasm. Gene Ontology annotation, biological process: chromosome segregation; kinetochore assembly; mitotic cell cycle. The record is from RefSeq and is a predicted model, not a curated record. The transcript has 3 exons. Gene Ontology annotation, molecular function: DNA binding; protein heterodimerization activity.